Molecule: messenger RNA, 945 nt
Organism: Insectozyma verbasci
Lineage: Eukaryota; Fungi; Ascomycota; Pichiomycetes; Serinales; Debaryomycetaceae
Source: the annotation of a GenBank genome assembly
AUGUCAGAACGGGGUCCAGAUCAAUGGCUAGAACAAAUAAAGAAAUGUGUUCCAUUAGCUGAAUCAGAUAUGAAACAAUUAUGUGAAUUAGUAAAAGAAUUAUUAAUGGAAGAAUCUAAUAUUCAACCUGUUCAAAGUCCUGUUACAGUUUGUGGUGAUAUUCAUGGUCAAUUUCAUGAUUUAUUAGAAUUAUUUAGAAUUUCUGGUGGUAUACCUUGUGAUGAUAAUCAAACAAAUUUUAUAUUUUUAGGUGAUUAUGUUGAUCGUGGUUAUUUUUCAUUAGAAACUUUUACUUUAUUGAUGGUUUUAAAAGUUAAAUAUCCAAAUAGAAUUACUUUAGUUAGAGGUAAUCAUGAAUCAAGACAAAUUACUCAAGUUUAUGGAUUUUAUGAAGAAUGUUUAACAAAGUAUGGUUCGACAACAGUCUGGAAAUAUUGCUGUCAAGUUUUUGAUUUUUUAACAUUAGCAGCUAUAAUUGAUGGUAAAAUUUUAUGUGUUCAUGGUGGUUUGUCGCCAGAAAUUAGAAUGUUGGAUCAAAUUAGAGUUUUGUCAAGAGCUCAAGAAGUUCCUCAUGAAGGUGGAUUUUGUGAUUUAGUUUGGAGUGACCCCGAUAAUGUUGAUACUUGGGCAGUCUCACCAAGAGGUGCUGGUUGGUUAUUUGGUUCAAAAGUUUCAAGAGAAUUUAAUCAUAUAAAUGAUUUACAAUUAAUUGCAAGAGCUCAUCAAUUAGUAAUGGAAGGUUUUAGAUAUCAUUUUAAAGAAAAAGAUGUUGUUACAGUUUGGUCUGCUCCGAAUUAUUGUUAUAGAUGUGGUAAUGUUGCAAGUGUAAUGCAAAUUGAUGAAGAUUUAGAACCAAAUUUUAAAAUUUUUAGUGCUGUACAAGACGGUGAUUUAAAUUUAAAAAAUAAUGCAACAAAAUCACAAAGAAGUGAUUAUUUUUUAUGA